UUGCGGGGAAAAUGAAGACUUGGGCAUUUAUUCUCCUGAUGGGAACAGUCUGCAGCCUGUCCUUUGGAUCUUUGUAUGGUCCCCCUGACUCCUGCAAAGGGCGUUGUAAUGAGAAAUAUAACCCCGAGGAUGUUUGCCAUUGCAACAGUAAAUGCAAAACGCAUCAGAACUGCUGUGAAGACUACAAGACCUAUUGUGGGCAAGGUAAUACAGAUGAAAAAGAAAUGGGAGGUUUUUCCAGUAGUGAUGAUGCAAUCAACAAUGAAGAACUACAGCAAGCAUCUGAGCAGCUUUACCAAAGUGACCACAACCGGGCACAGGAGUCUGACAUUAUCCUUAACAAGCAACACGUAGCCUCAAAUACUAAGGAUCAGGAAGACCAGUCUCCAGAACCGCUCUUCAAGUAUGUCAAUGAGAAGAAGCUCUUCUCUAAACCAACAUAUGCCAGUUUCAUUAAGCUUCUGGAUAACUAUCAUAAAAAGGUUGGGACGGAGGAAGAAUUCACAGCAGACCAGCUAAAGGAACAGGACAAUUUCCUCCAGGAGAUCAUGAAGACAGAAGUCAUGAAAGAGCUGUACAACUUCUUUCACAACAAAAAUCGCUAUGACACAGAGUCAGAAUUUGUUGCUGAUCUGAAGAUGAUGUGGUUUGGGCUUUAUUCUCGGGGGAACGAUGAAGGUGACUCCAGUGGCUUUGAGCACGUUUUUACAGGUGAAGUCAAGAAAGGAAAGGUAUCUGGAUUCCACAACUGGAUUCGUUUUUACAUUUUAGAGAAACAGGGUGUUAUCAACUAUUUGAGCUACAACUAUGAUGGGCCGUGGACCUCGUAUCCAGAUGUGCUGGGAAUGCAGUUCAAUUGGGAUGGAUUUUACAAGGAAGUUGGUACAUCAUUCAUUGGAAGCAGUCCUGAAUUUGAGUUUGGCCUCUAUUCGUUGUGCUUCAUUGCUAGGCCAGGGAAAGUAUGUCGCCUGAAAAUUGGAGGUUAUGAUUUGGGGAUCCAGACAUAUACUUGGGAUAAAUCCACCUACGGCAAUGGGAAGAAGUACAUAGCCACAGCUUAUGUGGUGUCCCCAUGAGAUGACAAGAGACUGAGUGUGAAACAUCCAAAGUGACUUGCUGCAAUCCACAUGACUCCAACUGUACCCUUGUUUCCACCAGCAGACGUUCUGGAAUGGGUCAGUUCUCUGAUCAUCCAGUUCUACAUUAAUGUUUGUUUGCCCAGGUCAUGUGGAGUCUGCCACUGGGUGCUGAGGUUGGAGCUCUGUAAGUCUUUGGACCUUGGAAUAAUAUACAUUGUGCUCUGAGUGAGUGUACGUCAUACUUCAGAGGCAAAAUUCAUAUUUGAUCAAAUUCCGAGGAUAUGCCUGAGAAAUUUUAGUAAAAUAUUUGUUUUUGGACAGCAAACAACGAGGAGGAGGAGUGACGGUGGCAGGAAAAUGCUGAAUACAGUCAAGUUUCUAUAUCUACGGCUUCUACAUCCAUCAAUUCAACUAUCCACAGCUUGAAAUUUUUUUUUAAAAAAAAUCCAAAAAGCAAACCUUGAUUUUUCCAUUUUAUAUAAGGGACACCAUUUCAGUAUGACAUUGCAUCUAAUAGGACUUUUGGAUCCAGGGAUUUUUUUUAAUCCACAGGAGGUCCUAGAACCAAAUACUAGCAGAUACCAGGAUCCCACUGUAUUCUAUUAACCAAAACAAAAAUCUGAGGUCAAAUGGAGAUUCCUACUUAGAAAAAACCACUUAGAAAUUUCAGAAAUAAAAUCCUCCCAAAUAUUUUUUGAUAAAGCAAAGAAAAUUUCUCAAGAAUGUUACACUCCACUGCCUGUAAUUCAACAAGUUUCAGUUUACUGUGAUGUGACAAGAUUUCUUCCUUGUCUCUUUAUCAUUUUCACAUUACCAGUGUCAUGCCUGAUUCACU
Messenger RNA from Sceloporus undulatus (fence lizard), 1914 nucleotides. RefSeq names its product endonuclease, poly(U) specific (gene ENDOU). NCBI's taxonomy places the organism in Eukaryota, Metazoa, Chordata, Lepidosauria, Squamata, Phrynosomatidae. Gene Ontology annotation, biological process: immune response. The record is from RefSeq and is a predicted model, not a curated record. The transcript has 9 exons. The coding region runs from base 12 to 1076 and encodes 354 amino acids. Gene Ontology annotation, molecular function: scavenger receptor activity; polysaccharide binding; RNA endonuclease activity.